Molecule: messenger RNA, 1893 nt
Organism: Venustampulla echinocandica
Lineage: Eukaryota; Fungi; Ascomycota; Leotiomycetes; Helotiales; Pleuroascaceae
Exons: 3
Coding region: 1-1893 (630 amino acids)
Source: RefSeq, a predicted model, not a curated record
AUGAAUACGACGAUGGCACCUUUGGACCCGCUUUCGCAGGUCUCCUUGGGAAGUUUAAGACGGCGGCGUGGUAUCGCUCAAGAUAUCCCAUCGAGGAGGAGGGCCCCUGAGGGUGGUAACAAUGGACCGAAAGGCCUAAACCCCAACUCGGGGGGCGGUGGCGGUGGCGGCAAUGGCAAUGGGGAUGGAAAUGGGGAUGGCAAUGGGGAUGGCAAUGGGGAUGGCAAUGGGGAUGGAAAUGGAAAUGGGAAGGGGAAGGGGCCCGGGGGAGGAAACGCGAUUGGGAACGCGAUUGGGAAAGGGCUUGGGAAGGGUCUUGGGAAAUUGAAAGGGAACGGUAAAGGCAAAGGAAAUGGUAUUGGCAAUAAUCAAGACGACAGCAGCACUGAUAACGGAGCUGCUCUGUCCACCUCAGCAUCCUCCGAUCCCCAACCAGCUGCUACGGCAGUUACCACCACCACUCCGAUAGCUGCGGCAGCGACCACCACCACUCCACCAGCCAAUAUUGUUACCUCGACCACCCCUGAAGCGCUGCCCAGUGUUGUACCUGCAGUACCAGACUUGAUUUCUACAAUGUUUCCAACAACCCUCGGACCAGCCCCCGCAUCCACUCAAACCUCAGCAGCGGCCACAUCACCCCGAAAGGCCUUAAAUCCCGAGGAAGAUAUCACGUCCGUUUCUAACCCCGCGGAAACCAACAUACCUGUUGUCCCAACAACAACCAUAAUCAUUCCUCAAAGCGUCAUCGCAUCGACACCCAGCCCUACUGACAAUCCUAGAAAUGGAACAGACUCGAGACCCAGACCCAAUUUUGGCAACAGACCCGACAAACUCGACAAACCCGACAGACCUAGAGGCAAUAACAAUGGUCUAUCCCCCACAGCCGAAGGACUUUUAAUUGCCGCGGGGGCCAUAGGUGCUUUCGUCAUUGUCUUGGCUGGUGUUUAUUUAUUCUUGAGGAUGAAGAAUAUCGAUAUAUUCACACCCGUUAGGAAUCGACAGAUACGUAAGGGAGGGGGUCGUGGUCUAUACGGAUGGCGGAGGAACAGCCCAGAUUCCACUUUGGAGGCUCCCCCCCAGUACGACGACACUGCUAUGCUUCCUUCAGAGGAGAAGCAGUCCUCAGUUCAGACCCAAGUUGGUGGCGAAUUCGCACCGGCUCUGGCAGCCUCUGAAACAACAGACAAUAUGCCACGUGCAGAUCUCCAGCCUCAGAAAUUGACCAGAGAAGCCCUCCUAGAAAAUCCAGCACCUCUCGGAUCGUUCUCCGGAGGGGAUACUGUUACAGAACCUCAAGCUUCCUAUAACAACACUGGACGACUCAACACUCUUUUAUCACGAAAAGUUUCGAGUACGAACAAUAAUACCAUGGAUACCAAAAAUACAUUUAUUACACGGCAGACUUCAAAUCUUCGAAAUGCAUAUCAAGGGCGAGAUUUGAAUCGUAUGAGUUAUCUCUCAUCCCUUUCAUCUGGUUUCGGCGACGGCCUCGUAAUGAGCGAAGCCGGCGGCCCCAACGGUAAUCAAAGUACGACGUCCCAAAAUCAUCCUCGGAUGGCCCGAUUCUCGUGGAUGCAGCAAAAUCCAAGAGGAGACAGAGAUACUGUCUACACAACCACCACAACCACUUCUGACGAAUCCGCUCCCCGCUUUCGUAGCGUCAAUUCGUGGGUGGCUCAACAGGCUGGUCAUGUGGAGAGACGAGCACCGCUUAAUAGCAACCCCCCUAGCAUGCCCCCCAUACCGUCUACUCUUCAACCUGGACAGCCAGUUCAGCACCGAGAUACAAGUGAAGAUCCGGUGUUCAUGUUCCAUCCCGGGGAAGAAGUUCAGAUCUCCAGGGGCUCCAGGGUCCCAAGUGAGAUUUUGAAUAAAAAGACGGGAGUUGAUUGA